Molecule: messenger RNA, 2112 nt
Organism: Penicillium cinerascens
Lineage: Eukaryota; Fungi; Ascomycota; Eurotiomycetes; Eurotiales; Aspergillaceae
Product: Sec1 family protein
Exons: 7
Coding region: 1-2112 (703 amino acids)
Biological process (GO): intracellular protein transport; vesicle-mediated transport
Cellular component (GO): secretory granule; plasma membrane
Molecular function (GO): syntaxin binding
Source: RefSeq, a predicted model, not a curated record
AUGGGCUCCUCAAUAAUCAACAUCCAACGCGACAUUAUCCUCAAUACAAUCCGACAUGCUGGCGGUAACGAGUGGAAAGUCUUGGUGGUGGACGAACAGAGCAGGAAAUUGAUCAAUUCCGCCAUGAAAGAAGAAGAGAUCCUCAACUUGAAUGUCUCCAAUGUCGAACAGAUCGAGCAGCGACGGAUGUCCAAUCCGGAUAUGGACGCUCUAUAUAUUCUCUCGCCGGAGUCAUGGAUCGUCGACUGUCUGAUGGCUGACUUUGAAGUCGGACGGUACAGGAAGGCAAUCUUGGUUUGGACCUCUUUCCUCGACCAGCAGCAGCGUGCACGGAUUGACCGAUCUCAAAUGGCACGCGAACGCAUCGCGGACUUCAGGAUUAUGAACAUUAACUUCUACCCCAGAGAGUCACGCGUGGUUACUUUCCGUGAUCCAUGGAGCUUCCCGGUUCUCUUCCAUCCAGGCUGCAACCAUCUAAUCAAGAAGCAUCUUCAAGAUCUUGCCCAAAAGGUUGUCUCACUCUGUGCCAGUUUGGGCGAAUAUCCCGUCAUCCGAUAUUACCGGCCGCGAUCCCCAACCCAUGAAGCCGGUGUCCUCUCCUCCCAUCUGGCACGAUUUAUCCAAUCCGAGCUAGACCAAUUCGCACAAUUUCAGCGGGACUUCCCACCUCCGUCCAACCGCCCUCGGGGAGUAUUGUUUGUGGUGGACCGUUCUAUGGAUAUAUUCGCGCCUCUUCUCCAUGAAUUUACAUAUCAGGCCAUGGUGCAUGAUCUACUACCAAUCAAGGAUGGAGAUAAGGUCACCUACAAGACGAGGGUCAACGAGGGUAAACCGAAUGAGGAGGUGAAGGAUAUGGAGCUGGGCGAGCAUGACAAGAUUUGGGUGGACUACCGACAUAUGCAUAUGAAAGAUGUGCUUGGUAAAUUGGCUGAUGAUUUUGCCAAAUUUAGAAAAGCAAACUCCCAGUUUGCUGAUGACAACGACAAAACCAACGUUAACACGAUCAAGGACAUGCUGGCAGGUCUGACCGAGUUCACAGAGGGUAAAGAUGCAUACACACUGCACUUAAACAUGGCAGAGGAAUGCAUGAAGCUCUUCCAAACUCGCAAGCUGUUGGAAGUGAGCUCUAUUGAGCAAUCGUUCGCCACGGGCCUCGAUGAGAACUACAAGAAAGCCAAGAACCUGGCCGCCCAGCUGGUCCAGUUGCUUGACGAUGAGUCCGUCUUGCCUCAAGACCGUCUUCGACUACUACUCCUGUACAUCCUGUACCGUGGAGGCUUGCUAGGCGGUGACAUUCGCAAACUCAUGUCCCACGCACAACUCCCUGGACAAGACGGGAAUGUCAUUGCCAAUCUUGACCUUCUCGGUGCGCGGGUAGAGAAGCCUCUAAAGGACGAAAAGCCCCCAGUGAAACCGCUUUUCAACAAGAAAGCUCCAGCCCCCGAGACCGAGGAGCUCAGUCUCUCCCGAUACGACAUUGGUCUGAAACAGAUGCUGGAGGAACAAAUCCGGGGCACCCUGGACCCGACAGUCUUCCCAUUCACCAGGCCUCAUACCGAAACUGACGGCGGAAUGGCUGCCCAAGAGAUGAUCACGCAGCAGGCAUCUCUGCGCAGCGCCAAACCCACCUGGGCACGCACUCGAUCCACCGACCAGCCAAAGCAGCGCCUGAUCGUCUUCAUGGCUGGAGGCGCCACUCCCUCCGAGGCGCGUACCUGCUAUGAAAUCUCCCAGAGUUACGGCCGCGACGUCUUCCUGGCCACAACUCACAUGACGACUCCCGGACUCUUUAUGCGCCAACUUGGCGACCUCAGCAUUGACAAGCGCCGUCUGGAUAUCCCGGCCGAGCGACCUAAGCCCAGUGCUCCGGCACAUCUAUUCGAGCGUGAAGCGCCACCUGCUCCCACCCCUCAGCCACAGAAGAAGCCCAUUUCCACAGCACACUUGAACCCACCCGCGCCUCCAGAGGCACUAAUGGCCAACAUGAACUUGGGGUCGAACGGCUCGAACCCGGCGUUGGCGUCGUCGGGAGGGAAGUUGCUCAAGAAAGACAAGGAGAAGAAGGACAAGGACAAGAAAGAUAAGGAAAAGAAGUACCGGUUCUUCAAGUAG